Messenger RNA from Nicotiana tabacum (common tobacco), 1290 nucleotides. The record is from RefSeq and is a predicted model, not a curated record. NCBI's taxonomy places the organism in Eukaryota, Viridiplantae, Streptophyta, Magnoliopsida, Solanales, Solanaceae.
AUGACAGAUAAUGGUGUUAACUACACACACAACCUUGAGGCCCAAGGAAAUCAGCCUCAGCACGAAGAUUCAAUUAGUGUUACCCGCAGUAAGGGGAACGAGGCCACACCAGUCCACGGCAGGCGGUACCCGCGACAUGUUCGGGAGGCGACUCCUAAUAAUGCGGAAGAAGAGUCGUUGAAGCGGAUUGCACAAGGAGAGUCUGAGUUGCUGCGAGAAUUUGUAACCCAGUUCCAGAAGGAAAGGAUAUUGCUCCCGGCCAUUCCGGAUGAAUGGGCCUCUGAAGCAUUCACCAAGGCAUUGGUUAAAGGUCGGGAGAAGAAUAAAGAGAAAUCAAAAGACGAUUUUGACACAGAUAGACGGUCUUCGAGGAGCCGGGUUUUGCCUUAUGAACGGGCCGAUGGAUGCGGCACAAGCUUCCAAUAUGCAUAUAGGUUUGUUACUGAUAGAAGGAUUGAUCGCGGCCGGAACAACAGGUCGUUACAGGACAAGGAAACGUCAGGUUCUCGAGACCCUUCCUACCCCAGACUUUCAGAAUACAACUUUAACGUCAGCAUGGUACAGUUAGUAUCAGCUAUGAAGAACAUUAAAGAAGCACGGUUCCUAAAGUCUAUGAGGUCCGAUCCAAGCCAGAGGGAUCCUAAUUUAUGGUGUGAAUACCACGGGAUGAACAGUCACCGGACUGGGGACUGCCGGCAUCCGCACGAAGAAGUGGCGAUACUGCUGAAAAAUGGCCAUCUCAGGGAGUUCCUAAGUGACCGAGCCAAGAACAAUCACAGUCGCAAUCAUGACAACAUGGAUCCCUCAAAAGCAGGAGAAGAUCCCCCACGCCUGACGAUCAAUAUGAUUUUUAAGGGGAACGAGAUUAACAGGGUUACCUUUUCGGCAGCAAAAAAAGAUGAAGUGGAUCUAGGGUGUUCGGCCAAUAUUAUACAAUGGAGGGUAUUGGAACAAUCCAAACUUACUGGAAGCAUCAUUCAGGCCACAAAACUUCUCGCCGGGUUCAAUAUACCAAGCGUGACAACCCGAGGAAAAAUCAUGUUGUCCACGGACGCCGAGGGGGUGAUGAAGACGACCCUUUUCCAGGUGGUGGAUGGUGAUAUGGGCUACAACAUUAUCCUGGGAAUACCAUGGUUGCACGAGAUGAAGGUUGUACUAUCAACGUAUCACCAGUUGCUGAAAUUCCCAACUCCUGAGGGGAUUAAACAAAUAAAAGGCGAUCAACCGGUGGCAAGAGAGAUGAAUGUGAUUUCGGUAUCCAGUAGCAAAGAGAAGGAGCAUGCGGCAUAG